GGCAGUGCGGGCGUGAAGCUUAAUUCAGAACUUCUCCUCCACUUUGCCACCCGCCUGCGUUCGGGCCAGAUCGGAUCGGGCCGUGCAGCCUGCAUGCUCGAUAUAGUACUACACAGUAUAUAUAUAUAUGUACGACCAUGAAGCCCUGCAUGGCUGACACCUAUCGGUAGUUCAACUAUAGACCUCCGACGACCUCGCCGCCGGUCGGCCACAUCGAGCAGUUCAGCAGCACUAGUGCAGCAAGGAAGCUUCGGUCAUGGUGCUGGUGCGCCAAGCCGUUAGCAACGACGACGCGGGGCCGGCCCACCGCCACACGACGUCGACGAGGCGCAAGUCCUCCGUGUGGAGGGACUUCGACUACGUAGACGCUGCCGGAGCGAGUGCCAUGGCGACGUGCAAGAGGUGCGGUAGCACGUUCCAAGCCAGCUCUAAGAAGCACGGGACCUCGGCCCUGCGGCGGCACGCCGGAAGCACCUGCUGCGCCAAGCGGGCCGACCAACGGGCUUCCCAACGGGCAGGGGCAUGUCUUCCGGCUGGUGCCGCCGCCAACGACGACGACAAACAGGCGCCAUGUCUUCCGGCGGCGGCGGCGGCGCCUGCUCCUGACGACGACCUCGAAUGGCGGGCGAUGGUAAAGUCGAUCGAUGAUCUCCAUAAACAUCCAGGGUACGACGCCUUCCUCUUCUCCAGGGAGGAGCAACAAGAUGGCGGCCUCCCUACUACAGGUUCGCCCUUCAACGACGGAGAUCACCACCGCUCUUCCCCCAGCUACGGAGAGCAUACGCACAUGCCCCAGGCACAGAGCUCAUCGUCCGUGCGCUUCUUCCAGAAGAAAAGAGAGAGGUCUGCCAAUUCGGCUUCGCAUCAAGGAGAGACAACGGACAAGAACCAUUCUUCUCUCGUAAACACGGACUGGGCAUCCACCGUGCACGAUUCUAUGGUCUACAACGAUUUCACUUUUGGAGAUGCCUAUGAUUGAUGGGAUCAUAGUACUCCGUAUACUGGUUCAGAUAGCUAGCUAGGGUGUUUUUUAGUUACUUUGUUCAAUCAGUUUACCUUGGUUUUCUUCUUCAGUCAACACGCAUAGGUCACUAGCUGCAGGAAAGGGUAGGUGGAGCAAUCAUGUGUAACAUACCAAUAUUUGCGCCAUAUAUAAAUAUAUGAUCUCCCUCUUUUUUCAA
Molecule: messenger RNA, 1181 nt
Organism: Lolium perenne
Lineage: Eukaryota; Viridiplantae; Streptophyta; Magnoliopsida; Poales; Poaceae
Biological process (GO): regulation of transcription by RNA polymerase II
Cellular component (GO): nucleus
Molecular function (GO): sequence-specific double-stranded DNA binding
Source: RefSeq, a predicted model, not a curated record